Sus scrofa (pig) is the source of this 5907-nucleotide messenger RNA. RefSeq names its product kyphoscoliosis peptidase (gene KY). Lineage: Eukaryota; Metazoa; Chordata; Mammalia; Artiodactyla; Suidae. The record is from RefSeq and is a predicted model, not a curated record. Gene Ontology annotation, biological process: neuromuscular junction development; muscle organ development. Gene Ontology annotation, cellular component: cytoplasm.
CAGCACUGUGCGAUCUCUGUAUCUGCUGUGGCUUUCGGAGAUCUGCUGCUGGCGGUCUCAGGAAGGCCCAGGGGAUCGCGUGAUGGGGCAGCGCCCAGCCGGCUGGAGAGCAGCUCCUGGGCCGGGACGCCCGCUCAGAGGGAAGCCGGGGGGCACAGGGAGGGAGGCACUUCCGCGACGGCCUUGGCGGGGAAUUGCCUUACAAAGGUGACUUAGAGCCGCUUCAUUACGGUAGCGCCCCCUCGGGCGGGCCCUAAUGGCGAGUUUGGCAGAGUCAGCAAAACGCGGAGCCGCGGCAGGGCGGCGGGGAGCGCCCUCUCCCGCGCCCUCGCCAUCUCCCGCGCCGGGCAGCGGCGCGCACGGGCCAUUUGCAGCGCAGGCAGCCUCGCGAGCGGCCGCGGCGCGCCAGCCGGAGCGGGCAGCACCAUGGAGCUGAAGAAGGACAGCAACUCCGUGUCCAUCGACAUGCUGCUGAUCGUGCACUCGGAGAAGCGGCGCGCCGCACAGGGCGCGCACUCGGACCGACAGACGGACCCGGGCGCGCCGCCGCAGCGCAGAGGAGGACUCCAAGUCAUCGGAAACGGAAUCCGGAGAUGGCAGAAAUUAGAAGGAAGUGACCUACACGGAAACCUGGUGGAGAAGCAGCACCUUCAGCAGACCCAGGUCAUCACUUCCUAUGACAACCAAGGGACACAGCUGACUGUGGAGGUCCACCCUCGAGAUGCCAUGCCCCAGCUGCUCAAGAAGUUCUCCUUGGCUAAACGUUUACAAGGUGAUAAAAAUGGAAACACAAGACCCCGGCAGCCUGGAGGGAAAGAUGCCCAUGCCUACCCCUGGGAUCGCUCCAGCCUGAAAUCCAUGCCCCUGGACCUGCGGCAGUUUGAGAAACUGGACGCCUAUGCCUCACAGGUGAUGGUCAAGAGCGGCCUGGAUGAGCUGGUGAGCGACCUGCUCCAGGAGGCCCACAGUGACCUGGAGAGGGUCCGCGCCAUCUGGAUCUGGAUCUGCCACCACAUAGAGUAUGACAUUGAGGCCGCCCAGGAGAAGGACCGCCAGGCCUUCAAACCCACCACCAUCCUGCAGACCCAGAAGACCAACUGUGACGGCUACGCUGGGCUCUUUGAGAGAAUGUGCAGGAUCGCUGGAGUGCAGUGUAUGACUGUGCCUGGUUACUCCAAGGGCUUUGGCUACCAGCCAGGGCAGAGCUUCUCUGGGGAGUUUGACCACGCCUGGAAUGCCGUGUACCUGGAGGGGAGAUGGCACCUGGUGGACAGCACCUGGGGCAGUGGCCUGGUGGAUUCCGCCACCUCCAAGUUCACCUUCCUCUACAAUGAAUUCUACUUCCUCACCCAUCCUGCUCUGUUCAUUGAGGACCAUUUCCCAGACAACAAGAACUGGCAACUGCUCAAACCUCCUCAAUCCCUGAGGCAGUUUGAAAAUAACAUGUAUCACAAGAGCGAAUUCUACAACAAGGGGAUGCUGAGUGCCCACCCGGAGACCUCCAUCAUCAAGACAGUGAACGGGAAGGCCACGGUCACCAUCGAGAGCUGUGCCCCAACGCUGUUCAUGUUUAUGCUCAACGGCAAGCAGGAGCACGGGCUGCUGAGCCUCAGGAAGAACGGGAUGAAGCUGGACGUGUACCCUCCAACCGUGGGCACCCACAAGCUGCAGAUCUUCGCCAAAGGCAACUCGGAGAUCUACAGCUCAGUGCUGGAGUACACGCUCAAGUGCCACUAUGCAGAUAUCGACGUCCGGCUGCCCGCUGAGCUGCACCAGCCCGUGGGCCCCAGCUGGUUCUCGGAGCAGAUGGGCAUCACGAAGCCAUCCCACCCCGAGCCCGUCAUCUACACCAGUGAUGGGCGCUGCUCCAUCAGCUUCGGCGUGGAGGAGGGCAUCAGUGUCCUGGCAUCGCUGCAUGGGGACGACGGCCCCAUCACUGAAGAGACGCAGCGACGCUACAUCUUCCAGCUGCACCGGGAGAAACACACGGAGCUGAAAGUCCAGCUGCCCCACGCUGGCAAGUUCGCCCUCAAGAUCUUCGUCAAGAAGAGGCAGGAACCGGGCAACUACAUCUUCGUCUUCAAUUACCUCCUGUGCUGCACCAACACGAAGGUGAACUGGCCCGUGUUCCCCGAGAGCUUCGGCAACUGGGGGCAGGACAAUGAGCUGCUGGAGCCCCUAUCGGGCGUGCUUCCCGCCAACCGCAACGUCCCGUUCAAGCUGAAGCUGCACGGUGUCGCCAAAGCUCUGGUGAAGGGACAGGACACGUGGCCGCUGACCCUGAACCGCGAGGGCUACUGGGAGGGCAGCUGCAGCACGGCCGGCUGCCAGGAGGUCUACGUCAUGGUGCUGGAGAACGCCAACCACAAUUUCUACUCCUACAUCCUGAAGUACAAGGUGAACGACACCCAGUGAGAGCCUGGCCCAGGGCAGCACACAGAGCCCCGGACACACCACUGAGUCUGCAUGGAAUCCCUUCUGGGCCUCUGCCUCCGUCUCCCUGUUCUGCCGCGGAAGCUGUGAUGUUUGUGUUCUGGUGGCUGAGGCGACAGAGGCAAAGGCCCUUUAGAAGACAAAGGUGCUAUGUAAAUCCAAGGUAUUGUCAACUCUACACCACUGCCCAGAUGCCCCCUUCUCGUGCUGAUGCUGUUGUUGUUCUAGGGCCGGUGGGAAAGCAAGGACACUGCCCGGGCUGAAAGCUUUUCCCUGCGAUGGGGAGAGAGGAGAGGGCGUGCUCUGGGAGGCUGCGUUAUCCUGAAUCCUAGAGCCCCUUUCAAGGAGCGUCACUGUGUUUCUCCCAGACGCCGGAGCGGGAGUUGGACAAUCAUCUUUUUCCCCAGACCUGACCGUCUUCCGCAUUCCUGCGGCUGCAUCUUGCUCUUCCAGGGCCCGAGAAGGAAGGUGUGGGAGAGGAAGCAGACCAUCCACAACCCCUGUAUAUGCCAGGAAUGUGGCAACAGGAAAGUUAUGGGAGAUGCCAAGGCAGCCAGUGCCUGCUCUUGGGUGUCCUGGGUGGGAGGCAGAGGACGAAGAACACUUUGCCCUCCUGCCAUCUGAGUCUAAGGGUCUAGGCCUCUGCUCUCAGAGGGAUUAAUUCGGUCCAAUCUGUCUAACUGGCUCCUCCAGGCCCUCUCAGAGCCUGUGCCUUAGGCCCGCCCUGCACCUUCCCCAGGGAGCCUUAGGAGGCUACUGGGCCCUUGGGGAGCCCUGGUGAUAACCCUAAACAAAGACCAAGACAGGUCAGGUGAGGGAGUGAUGAGAAUGCUGCCAGGCCCCACUCCCCCGCCCCCAGAUUCCUACCACCAAAGCCACACCUGGGAGGACUUUGACCUACCUGGGAGUGGUUUCUUUGCUUGUCCCUUCCAUCCCUUCUCAGACAAAAGAGACCCCCAGGGCCCUCCCUCUGUAGGGAUGUUCAGAGCCCCUUGUCUGCUCAGGCCUGAGAAGGCUUGGCUGCCCAGCUGGCCCUUAGCAGCACCUCCGGCCAGCGUUGCCAUGACAACAGUGGGCCGUCUGGCUCCAGUGAGGGCGGGGGGGGGGGGGGGGGGGAGGCCCUGAGAGGCCUUGCGUGUCCGCUGCAGCACCAUCUCAACAUAUGGAGACAUUGAAGGUGCUCCCUCCUGCCCUCCUGGCUUCUCCAGCUCUACAGCCCCUACCUGUCAGUGCCUUGGCCCCUGAGGGCCAGCUCUGCCCAGCUUUCCCCCCAGGCUGCUGCUCUAAAUGCCCCCAACUUCAGCCACAGUCAGAGCCGGCCCAGGAUCCUCAGCCCCCUGUACCUUCCUCCUCACAUCUGUGUAUGCAGCAAGUGGAACACUUAAUAAGCACCAGGUAGCGUGUCAUGCUGACCCUUCACAAUGGGACUGCAAAGAGAGCCAAGAGGCCCUGCCCUAGUCAUCCCAGAGCUCAGGGUGGGUGGCAGCAGCCUCCAAGGCCCAGGCCUGUCUCAAGUUCCAGGCUCCCAACACUUGAGUCCAUCAUCCCCUUGGGGUCCCCCCCCAAAGACCCCGCCCCCCACUGUCCCCCAGCAUGGACCCACCCGGUUCAGAGCAAUGUUAUGGGUGCCCAUCCUCCAUCAGGCCGGCGGCCCUGGCGCAUGAAGGCAGUACACCAUGGGGGGCUGAGCUGCCCUGGCCUGUGUCCAGUGUCCUCUGGCAGGCUCUGCCACCCAGGCAUUCAGCACCGUGUCACUCACGCCUGGAAAAUGCACAAAGGCCGCAGAGGCGGAACCGCUGUGCACCACGACAGGGAAACAAGGGGAGUUUUUAACACCCUGAAAACAGCCUUUUCUCACUCCUUUGAUUUUAUGGGCUGAAAGAAAUGUGCUGUGUUUCAUCAAAAUAAUAAGUGCCUUCUAUGACUCAUGUCACUCACUGGACCCAGAGCUGGCUGCUAGUCCUGCUGAGAGCGACAUGAAUCUUUUACAAAAUAUAAUUGAUCUAUACAUCCUGGAGCACGCAAAGGAUGCCACCCAGCAAAACGGGAGCUGUCCGGAGAAGGAGAGGCCCAGCCUCUCAAAGCAGUAGGGAGCGGCCCCCUGAUCGUUUAACCAGGAGCCUACCCCCCACCCCGCCCCCGCACCUUGUAAAGACAGCUGUAGGCACAGUCAAACAACACUUGAGUUUCUUUCCACUUGAAGUAAAAAUACAUGAAAUGAAAUCCAAUCUUCAUGAAUUUUUACACGCAUGCUGCUCAAGGUAGAAUUCGGGGUUGCAUUUUGAAGUCUUUUAUUUAAAUCCCCAUCUUUGUUUCCUGGUCGAGGGGUCCCAGCGGCUUGUGAAGUGGCACGGGUGCCCCCUGGUGUCCGACUGCAGAACUGCGGGUGCUGCAAACCCCCGUGAAACUGAAAUCUGUCUCCGGGGAUUUUAAGCAGAAUUUGAAAAAUGCAGCUGAAAUGUUAAAAUUCCCGGAGUGCUUUCUCUCAUGGCUUCUCAGCGUCUCCUCGUGUGCACAUGCAGCAGGUCGUUCCCACGCACAUGUUCUGAGGGGAGGCUGGGAACCACCUGGCGUUGUGAGAAGCCAUGAAUAUAUUAGGAUUUGGGAGUACUUUGCCCGGAGAUCCCGAGAUCCCGUAGGAGUGGAUGGGACAGCUUUGACCAUACUCAUUCCUACACUAGUGAAGGAGUGAAAUGGAUGGAACUCAGAGAGCUGUUGCUGCAAGUCCUAGGAUGGCAGCCCUCAGGCCACAGAAGGACAAGGAGGGUUAAGGAGGGUUGGGGAGGGUUGGGGAGUGGGAUGGGGCAUAUGGGCUACAACCACAACUGCAAUUCACUUCUUUUCAGCUGGUUUCGGAAGCGCAGCCAGCACAGCUGGACUCUAUUUGCAAUCUGAUUGUGAGCAUUGUGUGUUUCCCAUAUGUGACACUGUCCCACCAGGACACACUCCUCACAGCCUGCUGAGAUGAGAAGGAAAUAAAUAGAUUAACUGAAGCAUGAAGGAUUUAGGCUAGACGUACAGAAGCAGUUCCUGUUGUUAAGCAGGAGGGACAAGUUGCCAAGAAAGUCUGUGAAAUCCUCUUCUUCUCAAAGGACUGGAAAGGUAGAAAGCUUUUCCCAGUGGUCUGGGGGCUUUGAUGCUGCACUGACUGGGAGGACUGGGUUCUCUCCAAACCAGUUUAAUUCUUGAAAUGCACGAGAUGGCCCACAGCACAGGGGACCGGGAUGGUAUUGUCGCGUCCUUUGCUGUUGGCAGAGUGUUCAGCGGUGGUGUGCGUUUGUGUUCCCUGUCAGUUUAUCUGAGGUCGAUCACUUCUCUUCAUUGGGAUGCAUAGCUGGAACUCUGAAGAGGUGAUUACUUUUCAUAACGUGUGCAUUGAGUUGUGUGGGCCAGUGGCUGUUGAGUAUGCUUUUCCCACAUUGUUGCUGGUGUUGUUUUUCAAUAAAAUUUAUAUUCAUUUUUAUCCAACAAUGU